GCUAUGCGUUCUAUUUUCUCACUAAGAAACUCCAUGAAAGGAACCUCAAAGCUCUGUUUUUUCCUAUCUAAAACUUCCCAUUGAUCCAACCCUUUUGUUUUCUUCUGUUUUUGUCUUUUUUUUUCUCCGAUUUCCAAGUCGAAAGAGGGAAAUUUUUGGGUAUUUUUCAGUGAAAAAUCCGACUAGUAAUGGAGAAAAAGCAAGGAUUUUUCUCAGCUCUGAAAAAAGAAGUGAUUCGCGGGCUCUCCCCUUCCCGCUCUCGGUCCGUCAGCCCGGCGAGGCCUCGUUCGCCCAUGUCCGGUCUGUUACCGAGGAAGAAAACCAACGUGGCGCAACCGGAGCCGUUGAUCGCGAGAUCCGGAAGUCUAAGGAUCGUCGGGGAAGCGUUGGCUCCGCUCAUUGAAGGCCCCGAUUCCGACGGAGGCGAAGUCAGGGGCUCGAAGCGGGUCGGUUUGGGGCUAGGACAAUGGGUUAAGGGACAGUUAUCGAGGACACCUUCCGUUGCUUCGAUGAGUUAUCGGCGGUCCGAUCUACGGUUGGUUCUUGGGGUCAUGGGAGCGCCUUUGGCUCCGGUUCACGUUAGCUUCACUAACCCUUUGCCUCAUUUGAGCAUCAAAGACACCCCCAUUGAAACUUCCACUGCUCAGUACAUAUUGCAGCAGUAUACGGCUGCUUCCGGUGGGCAGAAGCUGCAAAACUCGAUUCGGAACGCUUAUGCAAUGGGAAAGUUUAAAAUGGUAGCUUGCGAAUACGAGACCGCCGCGAGGACGGUUAAGAAUCACAAUUGCUCGAGAGGCGCGGAGUCCGGUGGAUUUGUGCUCUGGCAAAUGAAUCCGGACGUGUGGUAUGUCGAGCUCGCGGUCGGGGGAAGUAAGGUUCGUGCUGGUUGUAAUGGGAAGAUUGUGUGGAGGCACACGCCUUGGCUUGGGAGUCACACCGCAAAGGGGCCGGUUCGACCUCUGCGUCGUGCUCUUCAAGGUCUUGAUCCGAGAAUCACUGCUAGUAUGUUUGCUGAUGCAAGAUGCAUAGGAGAGAAAAAGAUUGACGGUGAGGAUUGCUUCAUCCUCAAGCUUUGUACCGAUCCGCAGACGCUGAAGGCGAGGAGCGAAGGCCCUGCCGAGAUCAUUAGGCAUGUUUUAUUUGGCUACUUUAGUCAGAAAACCGGACUUCUCGUUCACAUCGAAGAUUCACAUCUGACUCGCAUCCAAACCAACGGUGGUGAUGCUUUUUAUUGGGAAACCACAAUCAAUUCAUAUCUCGAUGAUUACCGACCCGUCGAAGGUAUAAUGAUAGCUCACUCCGGGCGUUCCGUGGUCACGCUUUUCAGGUUCGGGGAAGUUGCAAUGAGCCAUACGAAAACAAAGAUGGAAGAAGCAUGGACGAUCGAGGAGGUUGCCUUCGACGUACCAGGCCUUUCAAUCGAUUGCUUCAUCCCUCCAGGUGAUUUGAGGUCCGGAUCCAUCGGCGAAACCCGCGAACUCCCUCAUGACGAAAAGGGAAAGAAAGCAAUUUCCUUUGCAACACAACAUGCCAAUCUCACGGCCCUAGAAAGACUGAAAGAAACUGAUGCCGGCAGCAAGCAUCGGAAGAUGGAAGCCUAAUGAAAGUCCGGAAAUCACAUAUUGGCAAAUUGUUCAUAUUGGCAGUUGACUAACUUCAAAUAGGUUUUUGCUUCCAUUAAUCUGUAAACAGAGAGCACAAUCAUUCAAAGGUUCCAAGCAAAGACCUUCAUAUGAAUCUUCAUCCUCUCGAUGCGAAUUCAACUAUCGACAACGGAGUCGGAGCUCGGUUAUCCGGUUCGAGGUUAGAGCUAAUGGAGGUUAAUUUUUUUAGGUUAUAUAUCGUGGCACUAUAA
Messenger RNA from Hibiscus syriacus, 1855 nucleotides. RefSeq lists its product as uncharacterized. The transcript is spliced from 3 exons. The coding region runs from base 189 to 1601 and encodes 470 amino acids. NCBI's taxonomy places the organism in Eukaryota, Viridiplantae, Streptophyta, Magnoliopsida, Malvales, Malvaceae. The record is from RefSeq and is a predicted model, not a curated record.